This is a messenger RNA of Plodia interpunctella (Indianmeal moth), 3502 nucleotides long. It is a transcript of the gene vg, whose product is annotated as vestigial. Gene Ontology annotation, cellular component: nucleus. NCBI's taxonomy places the organism in Eukaryota, Metazoa, Arthropoda, Insecta, Lepidoptera, Pyralidae. The transcript has 7 exons. Gene Ontology annotation, biological process: regulation of transcription by RNA polymerase II. Bases 317 to 1240 code for a protein of 307 amino acids. The record is from RefSeq and is a predicted model, not a curated record.
GGCUUGCCGGCAGUACCGCGCGGCGCGACGGACUGAGUAGGUGUGUUGUGUGCGGCGGACCGUAGUCCGUGGAGCGAGCGGCGCUCGCGAGUGCAGUGCUUCAUUUUGAUACAACAACCCUCAAAACGAAUCAUCUGUGUUAGUGCUGUGAGUGACGUGAUAUUGUGUGAUACACAGUGCCUGGAUUGCCCUUGUCUCCUGCCGUCGUGUAAACAAACAUAUACCCUACUUAGAAGGACCUUCUUUUAUGAACAAGUGCAGGUAGCAGCGAGAGUGGACGGGCGGGGAGGGCGAUGGGGCGCGCGCCGCCGGCGGGAUGGCGGUGAGCUGCACGGAGGUGAUGUACGGCGCCUACUACCCCUACCUGUACGGCCGCGGCGCUGCGCGCUCCUUCCAUCACGCGCCGCACUUUCAGUAUGACCGGUUCAACGUGCAGAGUGGUAGCAAUGCAGGCAGCGAGGCGUACGGCGCCAGCGCAGGAGGCGCGGUCAGCUCGGGCUCCGCGUCGUCGGGCGCGCAGUCCCCGGGCGCCGGCUCGCCGCCGCACGCGCACCACGCGCACCUCGCCCCCAGGCUGCGAGCCAAGGAGGAGGAUCUGUCGGCCCACGGCCGCACCAGCGCUGAUGGCGGUGGAUCCUCGGAGUCGGAAGGCGAAAGCGGCGCAGGCGCAGGCGCCGGCCGCGCACGAGCUCAGUACGUCAGCGCUAACUGCGUGGUCUUCACGCACUACUCGGGAGACGUUGCCGCAGUCGUCGAUGAACACUUCACAAGAGCACUCGCGAUCGACAAGCCCAAAGACGGUGUCCCGAUGGUGUCGCGUAACUUGCCUGCAUCGUUCUUCAACGCAGCGGCUGCUGCCGGCGUGGCGGCGAGCGGCGCGUGUGCGGGCGUCGACAUCUACGACUACGAUCCUUGGCACCAGCAUUAUACUGGCUACGGGCAUGCGGCGCACCGGCACGCGGCGGAGUACCACGCGGCGGCGCAGGCGCACCACAACAUGGCGGCGGCGGCGGGCUACGGCGUCGGCGGGCUGCUGCUGGGCCGCUCCUCGCUGACGCAGUACAAGCCGGUGGAGUGGCCCGCGCACGCGCACGCGCACGCGCAUCACGCGCACGCGCACGCUCAGCAUCAUCCCUCGCACCAUCUCGACCCAGCUGCCUGCUCGCCCUACUCUUACCCACCUGUGCCAGGUCUGGAAGCACAAGUGCAGGAUACUUCCAAGGACCUGUACUGGUUCUGAGCGAGCGGCGAGCCCCGAGCGCCGAGCGGCGGCUCCCACGGCCGACCUGUACUAGAAGUGCGAGUUGACGGAGCCAGCUGGUCGUAGUUCUAGUGUCUUAGUGGACAAGCAGUGUAGACAAAGUAGACUGAUGUUCAUGGACAAAUUUCACUUUUCAUGGACUGAAAUGGAGUGAAUGGAGUGUAAAAAAUUCUGUAUAAGACGAUAGUGUCGCGUGUUCAGUGCUACAAGUUCAAAAGAGUUCUAAAGUAGUUAAUUAUGUUUACUAAAUAGACAUUUUCAAAAAUAUCUGUGGAUAUUUAUAUGGCGAUAAAUGAUAUGGUAAAUUAUGUAUAUCUGGAAGAAUAAUUCAUUGAAAGGUGCCUCGCGAUGGACGGCCGAGCAGCGGGGGUCACCUGCCGACGGAAUUUGUAAACAAUCCGAUCAGAUAUGAUAUGUAUAAUUGAUCAAGUUCGGUUUUUAAUUUCUGUUGGAAAUAAUUCAUACCUUGUAUAUACUUCGACAUAAAUUACAUUUGUAAUUAGUGAGAUUUAGUUCGGGCAUAAUAGUAUUAUUAGGUACCUACCUACUUUUAUAUUUUUUGAUUCUCUUAUAUACGGAAGCUUUAUAUUGAAUUAUGGAAUGGACUAUAGUGAACAUUAAUGCCCCAUUUUAAUCAAUGUAACACUGGAAAAAAAAACUUCCGGCAACCCGCGGCCUCGCGUCUCUGGAGUCCGUACCUGUUCUGGCAUCAUAGUUUUUGUAAUUCUUAAUAUGCACAUAAUGUAUCGUUUGCUGUUAUCGGCUUCCAUGGUAUAUCUAAGGGUUCGGAGUGAAAAUCCUGCAAAUUAAGUGAGUCGAGUAUUUAGGCCUAUUCAGUUAGCAACCUCCACUUUAAACCACCCUGAAAUCAGAAUGCAGAGCGACAAAUAAAUCGUCCCGGCUCCACGGCCACAUCUCAACGGAAGUGAUUUUUUAGAAUAUUUUCUUUUUUCUCUGAAUACUAUAAGAAUACUAGUAGUUUUGAUGGCAUAAUAUGACUGAGUAGGCCGAAUCGUUGCCACCGCUAUAACAGUUUCGGGGGCAACUGACCUUUAGAUUGAUCGAUGUAAAUAUGAGUAGUGAUAUUACUUUUAAAUUUACUGUUCAUAUUCAGUCUAGACAAACUUUUUGCAAGAAAAGUUAAUGGAAUGAAAUGAUAGCAAUGAUUGCCUCGUAUAGAAGCUAAGUUAUGUAAAAUCACUACGCUAAUGUAAAUAACUCUCAGUAUAAAUAGCAAAACAUAAUAUAGCUUAGGUAGAUGUAGCCGUAGCAAAAGGUAUGUAACGUUAGAGUUGUCGACCGCGAUCCUAGCGAGAAUGGAAGAGAAUGGUUGAGUAGUCACGUCGCUUUGGAAGCAGACAUCAUAUUAAUUUCUAUUUCAGCAAGACGUCGAUUCUGAAGUCAGAUGAAAGUCACUUGAAUUAUAAAUAAGGACUGUAACUUAUGUUUGGCUCCAUAGAUGUUAUUAGUUCAUUGAGUUCUUCAUCGUAAUAAGUUGGGAUGGUUGAGCUCAUGAGUUAGGCGUAAAAAUUUGUUAAUUAUAAUUUUUGUUGUCCGCAUGAUGAUAAUUGGAUUUUUUUAUUUUUUUAGGUAUUACAACUGCUGUCUUAUUCAAUAAAGGUUUUUCAUUGAUAAAACUUUAGUACCACAAUAUUAUUAGCCACAAACUAUACCCAAUCAAAAGCAAAAAAAAAUGCUUACAUAAAUUAAAUACUAUAUAGUAUAGGCUGAUACAUAGGUUAAUAGGUAUAUCUUGCGCACUGAAAUAGACGAGACGGAUCGUAUUACAUAGUUUAUUUGAUCAACUGUCCCGCCAUAGGACGAUCAGUUUGCAGUAUCAUCGCUGCCGAUAUUCUCGACCUCUGAAUAGAAUUUAAAUGUCUGUUUUAAUUUAUUGAAAUGUAGUCGAGGUGCUGUCCAUUGAUUUUUUCUGUCAUCCAAUAAAAUUGGAGUAGAUAUUAACGAACAUAGCCCAGCAAAGAAAGAAGAAUUUGUAUUUGUAUCAACACGACUGUAUGUUUUAUUAUGUCUCCAUGCUAGAAUCUAGCCACUUCAAUUAACUUUUUAUUCCAAGCGGAAUAUUGAAUUUAUAAAAAUGAAUUGAGGAAUAGACUAAAAUAAAUUUUCGAACUGGUGUAAAGUUCAAAUAACAAGAAUUGUAUUAAGUGAAAAUUUUAGAAUAAUAUAUGCGGAUUUCUUCCGUACUGUGAAAAAUGAAAUAAAAUCCUGUACUUACCCACA